AUGAAGUCUGUUCAUAUGCUGGCCCUUCUCGCCUCUGCGGCCGCGGCUGCUCCCUCCCGCGUGCUGCAGCCCGCCGAGAUCCCCCAGUCUCUCGCUCAGAUCGAGGCCCAGUUCAACCCGGCCCCGGUACCCAAGUGGACCGUGGAAAGCCUCAAGCGCACCUGUGCCGCCGACGACAGCUCCUGCACGUGGCACUUCUUCAUCGACAACCACGUUGCCAGCAAGGCGACGGAAAUCACCUACGUCGUAGAGGGGCCUGGCGCGUCCCGGGCCAAGAGCGGACCGUCCGAGUUUGGCAACUACACCAUCACGUCCAGCUGGAGCGACCAGUUUGGCGCCGACAAAGGGUUCACUGCUCUCUCGGCCAUUGACCGCAAGGCUGGCCUGAUAAGUUUCCCGGCGUAUCGCGACGUGGACGUCAAGGAGGGGAAGGUGGUUGCUGACAAGGACUUUGACGUCUACUACCUCGACUCGAAAUGA
This is a messenger RNA of Ustilaginoidea virens, 480 nucleotides long. RefSeq lists its product as uncharacterized. NCBI's taxonomy places the organism in Eukaryota, Fungi, Ascomycota, Sordariomycetes, Hypocreales, Clavicipitaceae. The transcript has a single exon. The record is from RefSeq and is a predicted model, not a curated record. The coding region runs from base 1 to 480 and encodes 159 amino acids.